CAGUGUAACAGUGUAAUACAAAAUACCGCACGUGGUAUUGGAUUUUCUGUAUUGUUGAUUUUAAUAUAAUUUAUAUUUUCAAAAAUAUAUAUGUAUAUAUAAUAUAUACAAAUUGUUAAUAUAAAUUUCAGUUGUGAUUAUAAACACAAUGCAAAAAAAUCAAUCAAAGAAAUUAAAGAAAGAUUCUAAUGAAUCUGUUGCAAUGAGAAGAAUGUCUGGUUUGAUUAAAGAUAAAUCUAUUAAAAAAUCUACUAAAAAAUCUUCUACAAAAUCUUCUACAAAAUCUUUCAAAAACGAUGAUGUUAAAUUGAAUGGCGAAGGACAUAACAAAAAGAAAGUUAAAGAAAAAAUUGUAGAACAUGAUAGUGAUGAAAGUGAUAGUGAUAUGGAUCUAGAAGAAUAUGAAAGAACGUUAAAGAAUUUAAAAAAAAUAGAUCCCUCAUUUUAUUCUUAUUUAAAAGAGAAUGAUGAAAAUCUAUUGAAAUUUGAAAUGUCAAGUGAUUCCAAUUCUGAUAAUGAUGAAUCUGAAUUAUGUCAUAAACCUAAUGAUAAGUUAGAGGUAGCCAGUGAUGAAAGUGAUUUUGAACAAGAAGAACAAACUGUAUCAACCAGUAAUAAAAUAAAAGUUACGCUACAAUUAUUAAAAACAUGGCAGAAUGAUAUUCAAACUGACAAAACAUCGAAGACUAUUAAAAUUGCAAUUGAAGUUUUUCAUGCAGCAUUACAAACUGUGCAAGAAACUCCUGAUGAAAAAGAUACAUCGUUUAAAGUAGAAGGAAGUGCGAUAUUUAAUGAAGUCAUUCAAUUAUGCAUUUUACAUUUAUCCGAUGCGCUAAAACGUUUUUUAAAUUUGAACACCGAUACAUAUUUUGAGGCACACAAAUGUAAAAAAUUCGUCAAAAUAAAAAGCUCUUUAAAAUCGUAUUUAACCGAUUUAAUCAUGAUCUUACGAAAUGUUACAUCGGCUAAUAUACAAAUAAUCAUUUUAAAACAUUUAUAUAAUAUGUUGCCGUACACUCAAUCAUUUUCUUCAUUGAAAAAACCAUUAUUAAGAGUAUUAUUAAAUUUUUGGUCAACCAGUGAUGAAUCUAUCAGAGUUGUUGCAUUUCUAUGCAUAUUACGUAUGGCAUUGAAUCAAAAAGAUUCUAUAUUGGAAACACUGCACAAGACUAUGUAUUUUAAAUACGUACAAAAUUCCAAAUUCGUAUCACCCAACACGUUGGCUGGAAUUAAUUUUAUGAGACAUUCAUUAACGGAGAUAUAUUUACUGAAUCCAGAUUUUGCAUACAAAUAUGCAUUCGUAUAUAUCAGACAGCUUGCUAUUUAUUUAAGAAAUGCAAUAACUUUGAAGAAACAGGAACAUUUUCAAGCAGUUUAUAAUUGGCAAUAUAUAAAUUCAUUAUUCUUCUGGGCUAAAUUAAUAGCAACGUCAAAAAAACAAUCAAGCCUUUCUACUUUAUUGUAUCCUUUAGUACAGAUUAUUAUUGGAACAAUUAAAGUAAUACCAACACAACAAUAUUAUCCAUUACGUUUUCAUUGUGUGCAAAUGUUAAUUAACAUUUCUAAAGGAACUAAUACAUUUAUACCUAUUUUACCAUUUUUAUUAGAGGUUUUAUCAACUUAUGAUUUUAAUAAAAAACAUAAAAGUGUAUCAAUGAAGCCAAUAUCUUUUACUUGUAUAUUGAGAAUGUCAAAGUCUCAAUUAGUAGAAAAUGGUUUUAAGGAUACCAUAAUUGAUAAUAUUUAUAGAUUAAUAUUAGAAAAUGCAGCUAAAGAUAGUCAUUUGAUAUCAUUUCCAGAAUUAUAUCUACCAUGUAUAAUAGAAUUGAAAGCAUUUUUAAAGAAAUGUCACAUAGCAAAUUAUUGUAGAAAAAUGAAACAAUUAUUGGAAAAAAUAGAAGAAAAUUCGAAAUACAUAACAAAUGAAAGAUCAAAGAAAGUAUUUAAUUUACAAGACAUCGGUGAGAUUAAAAAUUGGGAAAAUGGUAUUAAAGUGGAGGGUACAAAUUUGGCCAAAUUUUAUGAUUCUUGGAUUAAGAUUCAUCAAAAUCAAAAGAUGAAAGAAAUAACGAAAAAUGAUGAAUUGGGUAAAUACGAUUUUCUCAAUUUAACAAAAUCCAAAAGGAAAUCAUCCAAUGAUGAUGAUGAUGAUGAUAAUGAUGAUGAUGAUGCGAUGAAUAGCGAAGAUGAAAGUGAUUUUGAAUUACGAAUAAAAGGAGAUAGUGUAGAAAAUGGUGCUGAUGAUGAUGAUGAUGUAUCUGUAAAAGAAUCAAAAAAGAAAAAAUUAAAAACGAAGAAUAGAUCAACGAAAAAAUCAUCAACAAAAGGUUCAGCGAUUAAUCAAAAAUUGAUCGAGGAAGAUGACGACGAUCAAGAAGAUAUUGUCACGGAUAUUAUAGAUCCUAAUGAAGUAGAUUAUUAAAAAAAUUUAAUAAAUUUUCUCAAAUCUAAUUGCUUUUUUU
This is a messenger RNA of Polistes dominula (European paper wasp), 2462 nucleotides long. It is a transcript of the gene Noc2, whose product is annotated as Nucleolar complex protein 2. Gene Ontology annotation, biological process: negative regulation of transcription by RNA polymerase II; ribosomal large subunit biogenesis. Gene Ontology annotation, cellular component: nucleolus; Noc1p-Noc2p complex; Noc2p-Noc3p complex. The record is from RefSeq and is a predicted model, not a curated record. Gene Ontology annotation, molecular function: histone binding; transcription corepressor activity. Lineage: Eukaryota; Metazoa; Arthropoda; Insecta; Hymenoptera; Vespidae.